AUGACUAUAGUAAUAUAUAAUCGUGAAUAUAGUUCCUUUAAUAGUGUUUUAAGCAGCACAAUGACACAAAAUAAAAAUAAAAGUGGAUUGCUAAAAAAACAUUUUUGCUCAAAUUUUGUUGAUAACGAUUGUGUUAAAAUUAAAGUAGUAGGCAUUAUAAAUACUGUUGCUUUCCAAAAAGCUCGAAUAUGCGCAGAAAAAUUGCAUCAACAUUUGCCAUUUAAAUAUGCAAAGCCCCAGAUUAUAGAAAUGUUUCAAAUAGAUUGGCAUGAGUAUAUUCAAAAAAAGAAAAGGCAAAUUGGAGGUAAAAUAUGGUUAUUAACUCAACCUGUAGCAGUCUUUAUAGAUGAUGAAUAUAUUGGUUGUGAUGCAGAAUUUUUAUACUAUAUAAGUGAGUCUUAUAUUUUUAGUUUACCUAUUGGAAUAGAAUAUUAUGAAACUCUUGCCACAGAACGGUGUAAGCAAUUUAUGGAAAAAUCCAAGAGAAAGUAUGUUUAUUUUACAUUUACUGUAGAUGGUUCUAUCAUUGGGUCAUUUAUGUUCAUGUUGUAUUCUGAUUUGUUACCAUUGACUUGUCAACAUUUUUUAAAUCUUUGUACUGGGUAUGAUGAAGUAACAAAAACUUAUAAAGAUUCUUACUUUGUGAAUACAUGUGUACAUCGCAUAGUAAAAAAUGGAUGGCUUCAAUGUGGAGGCACUGUACUGCCUAAAAUCAAGGAUUCUGUAAAUGAUGUUAAGAUACCAGAUGAAUCUUAUUGCAUUCCUCACGAUCGUCGUGGAGUUCUUUCAAUGGUAAAUAGUGGAAAACAUUCUAAUGAGUCCCAAUUUAUUAUAUGCUUAAAACCUAAUCCUUGGAUGAAUUAUUUCUAUGUUGCUUUUGGGCAACUAGUAGAUGGUGCAAGAGCUUUAAAAACGUUAGAAAACAUGUCAACAUACUAUGAACAGCCUAUAAAGCAAAUUGUAAUUUCAUAUUGUGGAGAAUAUGUCUUUUUAGAUGAACCUAAACUGGAGACAGAAUCGAAAGUUUUCCUUGAACACAAACCACCAUUAAAUGUUGAAGGAGAAGAUACAAAACUUAGCGAUAUUGCUUUUGAUUUUUAUUCUAUCACGCCAUGGCUUGAUAAUAUCAUGGAUAAAAUAGAUAUUCGCGAUGUACCAUCAAUUUUAAUGGCUGAACGAUAUUUAAAUGGUCUCUAUAGUCUUUCGACUGAUUAUUUACCAGGAAUGGAUAUGCGUAUUUAUGAAGAAAUUCAUUUAAUUUCUAAGAAAAAAUAUGAUACCACUGCAGCUAUGCUUCGUGAAUUACUGUUGAAAUUUCAUCCUGAUUCAAUGACUCAAGAGGAAAAAUUAACGUUUAUAUCAGAAAUUUCUAAGAUCAUCUUGGCUUAUGUUUUCUGUUAUGGAGACAAUAAAUUUUGUUUAGAACAUAUUUCAAUCGAUACUCGUGAGAUUAUACAUAAAAUAUUAGAAGUUGCACACGAAAUAGCAUUGAAAGCUAUUUCAAGAGCUGAAAUUUCACAUAAGUGCGGAGAUUUAAAAAUAGCUAAGAUAUUUGAAGCAAAGCAAAUUAAUUCCCAUAUGCUUAUCUCAGAAUCUUGUAUAUUAUUAUUACAUGAUAUAUUAAAUGAAGCCGUAUUAUGUUUGAUAAGAUCUGUCGACAUACAAGAGUAG
Messenger RNA from Hylaeus volcanicus, 1671 nucleotides. Its product is annotated as probable inactive peptidyl-prolyl cis-trans isomerase-like 6. NCBI's taxonomy places the organism in Eukaryota, Metazoa, Arthropoda, Insecta, Hymenoptera, Colletidae. Bases 1 to 1671 code for a protein of 556 amino acids. The record is from RefSeq and is a predicted model, not a curated record. Gene Ontology annotation, molecular function: peptidyl-prolyl cis-trans isomerase activity. Gene Ontology annotation, biological process: protein peptidyl-prolyl isomerization. The transcript has 10 exons.